AUGGAAGCUUUGGGUGCUUUCUUAGCUGAAGUUCUCAAGUCUUCAACCGAAUUCAUGUGGUCGAAGUUUGCCACCCUGAGAAAAUUCCAAAAAAACGUCCAAACUUUGAAGAAGGAGCUGCAAAGCCUCAUUCGCCGAAGGGGUGAGAUAACAGAUGAUAUUGAUAUUGCAGAACUAGAAGGGAAGUGCCCAGUGACGGAAGUUGUGGAGUGGCUUCAGAAGGUUGAAGCUAUCGAACGUGCUGUUGAGGAGGAGAUUGACCAUAAAGUGCAGCCAUUUUUGCAGGAAGAUCAUAACAGUGCUUCUGUUAAUGGUCAGGGAUGUCUUUUUGUCUCUAACAUGCACCAGAGGUACCAUCUUAGCAAAAAAGCAGAAAAGAAAUGUGAUGAGGUGAAACAACUAAUUACUGAAUCACACAAGUUUCUUACUAUGUGGGAUACUUUGAGGCUUCGUGAUAUUCCCAUUCAGCAUAUUCCAGCACCAUGUCUAGUUGGUCAGGAAGCACAGGAGAGGCUAAAGCAGCUUAUGGAAUUUCUGGCUGAUAAUAAGAUCAGAAGGAUUGCUGUCUUUGGAAUGGGAGGUUCUGGAAAGACUACUCUAGUAAAAACCUUGAACAAUCAGCUCCGUUCUUCUGCUUCAAAGUUAUAUGACAUGGUCAUCUGGAUCCCUGUCUCAAAUGAUUUGGAUAUGAAAAAGGUUCAAUCUCGAGUUGCUGAGAGAUUGAACUUAGCAAUGAAUGCAGAAGAGAGCAUUGAGUGUAGGGCUUGUAGAUUACAUCAAGUAUUAAAGUCAGGGAAAAGGUUCCUCCUUAUACUUGAUGAUGUUUGGGAGAAAAUUGACUUGGACACCGUGGGGAUACCACAAGGUGAUGACCAAGCAAACUGCAAGAUCAUAUUGACAACUCGAUCUCUUGCCGUCUGUAGGGAAAUGAUGACCGAUAAAGAACUAAAGAUGGAACUUCUGAAUGAGGAAGAGGCUUGGAAUUUAUUUGCAUGGAAUGCCGGAAAUGUAGUGGAGUCAGAACACAUAAAUCCUCUAGCAAGAGAAAUUGCUAGGGAAUGCGGUGGUUUGCCUCUGGCAAUUGAGACUAUGGGGAAGUCCAUGAGGGACAUAACAAUGAUACAGCUAUGGAGGAAUGCACUAUGCCAGUUGAAGCGUUCGGCAUCACAUUAUGGGAGCUUUGACAAGGUGCAUCUGCGACUAGCAUUGAGUUAUAAAUCUUUACCAAGUAAGAUUCUUAAGAGGUGUUUCUUGUUUUGUUCAUUGUACCCAGAAAAUUUCUUAAUUACUGCAAGAGAAUUAAUAUGUGGCUGGAUGGCGGAUGGAUUGAUUAUGGAGCAUCAGACAUUAGAGGAGUCCUUGAAUGAUGGAAUUGCAAAAAUUGAAUAUUUGAAAGACUCUUGCAUGCUAGAACAGGGCGAAUGCAUUGGAACAGUAAAGAUGCACAGUGUAUUGAGGGAAGUAGCCUUGUGGAUAUCCUCAAAUAGAAAAGAAACCAGGUUUUUCAGCAGCUCAUUUCUGGGAAUGCAAGAAAAGUUGCAGAGUUCUCUCAGAAGUGUCUCAUUUAUGCAGAACUCUAUUACCAGUUUGCCAAGUCGAUUCUCAUUCUCUAGGUGCUCCAACCUAACUGUCCUGUUCCUCCAAUGUAACCCUCUGUAUAAAAUUCCUGAUGGAUUCUUUCGAGAACUUGGAGCCCUAAGAUUCUUGAAUCUGAGUAGCACUCAAAUAUCUUCCUUGCCUUCUUCUCUUCUUCAUCUAACCGAGCUACACACUCUUCUCUUAAGAGAUUGUUCUUCUCUAGAACAUCUCCCUCAACUUGGAGCUCUUUAUAAACUCCAGGUGCUUGAUCUCUGUGGCACUUGCAUAAGAGAGCUUCCAAAAGACAUGGGAACGCUAACUCAUUUGAGAGAUCUAAACCUGUCGCACACAAACCACUUAGAAAGUAUCAUAGCUGGAAGCAUCUCAGGACUAUAUAGUCUUGAGGCCUUGGACAUGUCUUUCAGUGCAUAUAAGUGGGAUGUGGAAUGUAAUGUAGAAGGAGCACCAUUUGAUGAAAUUCUAUCCUUGCAGGGACUUUCAUUUCUUCACAUAAGGCUAGACACAGUUGAUUGUGUUGCCUUAGACUCAGAUGGCUCUUGGUUUGGAAGUUUGAAAGAGUUUUCUAUUUGGAUUGGUCCAAGGAGCUGCGAUUCAAGCUAUUUACCAACUCUGCAUGAUGAGAAAAGGGUCAUACUUAGAGGUGUUGACCUCUUGCAAAGAGGCCUUGAGGGGUUAUUCUACAGUGCAAGUUCCUUGGAGCUGGUCACAUGUGGGGGCAUAAGUAGUUUAUCUGAUAUAGUUUCCAACAAGAAAUUGGGCGGCCUGCCAAAGUUGAAGUUUCUCACCAUUUCAAAUUGUGAUUGCAUCACUAGUUUGUUAAUUGGCGAAGAAACUUUUGCGAGCACAUUGCCGAAUCUGGAGCAUUUGACUCUCAAUUGCCUAAACAACUUGGAUACCAUGGCAGAGAGGAUACUCCCUAGAGGAUGCCUUGGCAAAUUAAAGACCAUUAAGGUGAUGGGAUGCGGAAGACUAAAGACUCUCAUAUCCUUCACUUUUCUUCGACGGGUUCAAAAUGUUGAAGAAAUCAAGGUCAGUGACUGCAGGAGGAUGAAACAAAUUAUAGUAAACAUCAAUUUGUAUGCAACUCUUCCAAAGCUGAAAAAUAUAGAAGUAAGGGAUAUGGACAGCUUAACAAGUAUUUGUUCCAGAGCUGGAAAGUGGUCCGCUCUGGAGAGGGUUGAAGUGAGCAAUUGCCCCAAGCUAGAGAAGCUUCCACUCAGAGCCCAGAAUGCAGCAAAUCUUAAAGAAAUUAGAGGCGAGUUAAGAUGGUGGAAUGGUCUUAGAUGGAAAAGAGAUGUAGAUAAGAUCAGUCUCCAGCAACGAUUCCAAGCGUGUGAGGACUCCAUACUGCUGUUAAGUUCGGAUACAGAGGCUUGA
Messenger RNA from Fragaria vesca subsp. vesca, 2976 nucleotides. RefSeq names its product disease resistance protein At4g27190-like. NCBI's taxonomy places the organism in Eukaryota, Viridiplantae, Streptophyta, Magnoliopsida, Rosales, Rosaceae. The record is from RefSeq and is a predicted model, not a curated record. The transcript is spliced from 3 exons. Bases 1 to 2976 code for a protein of 991 amino acids. Gene Ontology annotation, molecular function: ADP binding; protein binding.